Messenger RNA from Centruroides sculpturatus (bark scorpion), 1343 nucleotides. RefSeq lists its product as uncharacterized. Bases 629 to 1093 code for a protein of 154 amino acids. The transcript is spliced from 2 exons. NCBI's taxonomy places the organism in Eukaryota, Metazoa, Arthropoda, Arachnida, Scorpiones, Buthidae. The record is from RefSeq and is a predicted model, not a curated record.
CCGUUUACAUAAUUGGUUUGAUAAAUUACAACAUUAUACAAAUAAUAAUCAUCUUUCUAUGCAAUAUUAAUACCUUAAAAUAAUUCCAACUUGACAUUAUUAAGAAUUGCUGUAAACUAGGCUAUAUCUUUAGCAAAUUGCUAUGAAUGGUAUAAAUAAAGGCUUACAUAUCCUUUAAUUUAUAGGACUUUAUACACAUGUAUUUUCCAAAAAAGAAAAAAAAAUGCAUUUUGGAUUUAUAGUCUCUCAUCAGUUGGAACAUAAUAUUCAAAUGUAUACAAUAACCAAUUUAUUACUUCUUGUGAUAAAGGUUACUUUGCACAGUUACAGUUAAAAUUACAAUUAAAUUGUAUAAAUUAGUUUUAUUAUAAAUUGGAGGGUAUGAUAAGCCUUUAUUUAUGGCAUUAACAAUAGUUGGCUAUAUAGCCUAGUUUAAAGUAAUUAAAAGGGACAAGUCAUUUGUUUAGUUCCUAUCAAACAAAAAAAGUUCAUGUUCUUUUAUGGUUUUCAGAUCAUGAUUUCAUUCCUCGUUUUUUUGAAGAACUGAUAUAUGAGAGGGGAAUGAGAGAACAGAUCGGUUUACCGGAAGAUGUAGAUAUUAAUUCAAUAAGACUGAUCAGCAGAUCACAUGAGGAGGGAGAAUCAGUUGUUCUUUCAUAUCGUUGCAGGAGACUUCUCUUGGACUGGUUCAUCUACACAGUUGUUGAUAACAACAAGAUUAAAUAUGGACGAUGAAUUCAGAAAACCUAUAAGAAAAACAAAACUACAGGAUUCAAUAUCAAAAAAGAUAGAAAGUCACGGUUACACUGUUUCUCCCAGUGACUGUGAUAAGAAAUGGAGAAAUCUAAAGACGACUUAUAAAAGAAAUAGAGAUAAGGCAAAACAACACACUGGGAAAUCUGCCAUCACCUGGCCAUACUUCAAGUUACUGAACUUGGAUCUAGAGUGGACAUCAAUCCUCCAGAAGAAAGUGUCAUUUCUUCUGAGCCAUGCUUGGAGCAGAUCCCAUCUCCCAGCAAACCUUCAAGCAGUUUGUCAGGACUGCCUGCCCACUAUGAAUCUGAUGUGGCAGCAGUACAUCCCCCUUCAAUAAAAUCUUUUCAGAAUCAUGUAAAUUUAAAAAGAAAAGAAAAAAAGAUCCACCAGAGUGGUUUCAAGCUUGGGCCAGUAAGCAAGAACAAGAAAGGAAAUAGGUUAAAUUCCUGCCAGCGCUGAUCUUCUCUCUGAUGAUCCUAUUUGAUGUUGAAAUUUUUAUUUGUUGUCUGUGACGCCAUGUUGAAUUUUCGUCGAUGUUAAGCCUAACGAAGACUAUUGUAUCGUUAAAAAUUAUUUUUUUACUUUGU